Messenger RNA from Penicillium salamii, 1932 nucleotides. NCBI's taxonomy places the organism in Eukaryota, Fungi, Ascomycota, Eurotiomycetes, Eurotiales, Aspergillaceae. The record is from the annotation of a GenBank genome assembly.
AUGGUUGCGCAAUCGCUGGCCUCGCUGUUGCAGCGGGCGUCGAUUGACGAUCACGAAGAAGUCAUCCAGUCAUGCAAUGCUGUCCUCGCCAAAUCCAAGUCCGAUUUGAAAGCGCAGCACAUCAAGGUUGUUGCUUUAAUAAAACUUGAUCGCUACGAGGAGGCACUCAAGACGUUCGAGGCCGGAGGGGACACAUUGAAGAAGCGCGCGGGAUUGGAAUAUGCUUAUGCGUCGUACAAAUGCGGCAAACUGGAAGAAGCUACCGAAGCGGUAACUAAUGUGGCAGCUGGACGUGGUGCCAGUCAUCUAGAGGCACAAGUGCUCUAUCGUGCUGAAAACUUCAAGCGGGCAGCCGAGCUAUAUGAACAACUGUCCCAGGACACAACAUCUCACAGCCAUGAGGUCAACGAUCUGAAUAUCAAUUCGUGGGCCACCGAUGCACAGCUACAAUGGAAAGGACAGCCCGAAUAUGUGCGCCACGACCGGUUGUCGAGAGAGGAUCUGGAAUCAUUUGAGACAACGUAUAACGCGGCUUGCCUGAACAUGGCAAAGGGAGCAUUCAAACAGAGCGAAAUUUUGCUGAACCGCGCUCAAAAUAUUUGUCGCACGUCGGAGGACCUUUCGGCUGAAGACAAGGACGCAGAACUCUUGCCAAUCAUGGUGCAGCAACUAUACGUGUUGAUUCGACUUGGAAAGUUGGAAGAGGCCGAAGUGCUCCUUCAAGAUAUCUCCGUUGAUAAGAUUUCCGAACUAUCAACGAAGAAGAUUGCGCGCAACAACAUUGUCCUUGCCCGCCAGACCACAGUGAAUCCUUUCAUCUUAUACAAGGCCCUCCAUGACACUCCUGAUGCCAUCAAUAACGACCGGUUGUUCGAGUUCCAGGAUCGUGAUCUUGUUGGCAACUCACAUGCCGCGGAUCUGCUUGUUCAGAAAUACGAGGGAAUAAUCCGCUCUACGAGCAAAUCGCUGUCCAAACGCCCAACGCCCUCUACCGAUGCUUCAACCAACCUCCUUUCCGUCUACAAUGCUGCAGCCCAGGCAGAAGGCCAAACAGGACAAAAGGCCCUCUCCAAGAUCGCACCCUUGCUGGAGCGCCGCCCCACAGACCUUGGUCUGCUUCUCACCGUGGUUCAGCUCUACGUCAACAGCGGCAACACCACCUCAGCCAUCACAGCCAUUGAGCGAACUCUCCACAGCCUUGAAGAGUCAAUUUCCGAAACGGAUCAGUCUACCCGCUUCAACCCCGGCCUCCUCAGCGUUCUGGUCUCUCUCUACCAACUUGAAGGCCGCAAGGUCCAGAUCCGCACAGUUCUGGCCCAAGCCGCAGCCCACUGGCGCGUAAAGUCCGAGCCACCUGUGUCUCUUCUGCGUGCCGCAGCAGCCUCCCUCCUGCAUUCCGAAGAUCGCGCCGACCUUACUACUGCCGGCGAGAUCUUCCGUGCCCUUCACCAGCAAGACGCCAACGACCGAGUUGCUAUUGCCGGCUACGUUGCCUCCCAGGCAACCCUCAACUAUGAGCAGGUCGAAUCUCAACUUGACCGCCUACCAGAGGCUAGCGACUUGGUUGGCGAUAUCGAUGUCUCGGCUCUUGAAUCCGCGGGUGUCUCCCCAUCCGCGUCUUCGGCGGCUGCGGCGGCUGCCGCCUUCGCGGGAGCUCGCAAGCGCGCCGCUGGUCCCGACGACCGGGCCCACAAGCGUGUACGCAAAUCCCGUCUGCCGAAGGACUUCGAUCCGGCUAAGAAGCCUGACCCCGAGCGUUGGCUACCCAUCCGCGAUCGCUCCUCUUACCGCCCCAAGGGUAAGAAGGGCAAGCAACGCGCUGCGGCGCUUACCCAAGGUGGACCUGUUAGUGAGAAGGUUGAGGAAUCGCCUGCUCAGCAGAAGACUGGUGGAUCCAACGCCAAGAAGCCUAAGAAGAAGGGAAAGCGGUAG